This is a messenger RNA of Rotaria socialis, 2139 nucleotides long. The record is from the annotation of a GenBank genome assembly. Lineage: Eukaryota; Metazoa; Rotifera; Eurotatoria; Philodinida; Philodinidae.
AUGACGGAUUUACAUACUUCUGUGAAUCAAACGAAACCUAGUUCAAAUGUAUAUUUUCAAGACAAACGUAUACGUCGACAUUUAAUAGUAGCUGGAUUAAUUAAUCAUAAAGGUGAUAUUUUACCUCAUAAACCUGCUGAAGUUGCCGUGCCUAAACAACCAAAACGACAAAUAUCUGCAAGAAAACCAUCAGAAAUAGUUCAUUCUUAUCUAGUAAAAGAAGAAGACAAACGUCUCACUGAUGCUCAUGAUAAAAUUGAUUAUCUUUCAAUUAAACGUAUCGAUGUAGAAAAAAAUCCAGAACCGAAUAAAACUCGUCGAGGCACAUCGAAACUUCGUCGUUCAUCAUCACCCAAAAAGAAGAAACAUUCGACAACACGAACAAAAUCUGCGCAUCAUUCAUUACGUGACUCGAAAAACAAUCUUGCUCAUCAGUCAACAUCAGAAAAAUUAUUAAACAAAGACAGUCGUCGAGUAAUAAUGGUCUAUUAUGGAUCGCAAACAUUCUCGGAUUGUGAUACUAGCUGGUGUCAGCCCGAUGGGGAUGAAAUAAUUGUUUCGCAACAACAUUGUGGUGGAGAAAAUCUUAUUGUUUUUAAAGGUCAUGUCAAGUCGUUUGAAAAAUUCUCAUUUGAGUCUCGACGCCAUCCAGAUUAUCCAUUUGCAUUAGCUCUUUAUAUCAAUGGUCUUAUUGAUAGUCGAAUAUCAACGUGCUGUGAGUAUCGACAUAAACGUAAUGUACCAUUAGGCGGAAAACAGGGUCUAUUUGGUAUUGUUGAUGUCAUUGAUGCAAAACCGUGCCGAAAUUGUCGAUAUAAAAAAAAUGUAAAAAAACCGCGAUCGAUCGCUUCUGUUGGACUUACAUCUACGCCUAAUUACCGAAGCUCGUUUGCAACUCAAUUUUUAACAAAAAGUCGAUCUCCUUCUCCAGUAACUCAACAAAGUUCAAGUUUAUCUCCUGUCAUAUCAACAAUUAAACAUCGUUCUCCAAAUGUGUCUCGAACACCCACGCCAUCUUCUACAGAACAUGAAAGUAUACCACGUAUAAAUUCAGCUAAUCUUAAUUCACCUAUAACUCCAAUAAGUAAAAAGUCAAACGGCCAAAACAACCCAAUAUUACUCAAUAAUAAUGCUGAACCUUAUUCUUCCGAUUUUGAAGACAUUAAUGACGAGGAUGUCCCACCGACGACUUCUCGAUUUGGCCGGUCACGUAUAUCGGAUUCACAUUCGACAGAAGAUGAAGAAGAUCAUAGUGACUCAUCAAGAUCUUCGAAAAAAUCUAAUCGUGCUGAAAACAAUAAUUGCAAUCAUAAACUGACAAAUCCUGCUGAAGAAAAGCAUGAUUCUGAUAAUCCGACCAGUACCUCGGAAAAAUCUGAUGGCGACAAAAAUCAAAAUAAUGUCUAUAAACCGAAAAUACUAAUGGAAGAAAACGACGCCAACGAGAAACUACCAAUUUCAUCAUCUAGUACGCGAAGAAAAUCAGAUAGACUCAAUGAUGAAGAUAGUUUUUUUCUAACUGGCUCAUCCGUUGGAAAAAGCAAUGCUCUCAAUCAAUCGCAACAAUCAUUUAUUACUGCUGCGAAAAAAUCUAACCCUCUUCGUGAUGAAGACAACUUUUUUCUAUCUAAUUUAUUAGCUGGUAAAAACAAUGCUGCUGGCCAUUCACGAAAAUCUUCAUCGAGUACUUCGGGAAAAUCUGAUCUUUCUUCGAGAUAUCAAACAAAGAGACAAUUCAAUGAUAAAAAGACUGAUAGUACUACUAAUCAUCGACUUCCAUUCUCUAGUUCAUUUCAAAAUACUACUGAUGAUCGGCGAUUACCAUCGAAUUCAGAUAAUAUCAUUUCUAGACCGUCAAUUACAAACAAUGCUCAAGAAAGUUAUCUAUCGUCCAACACACGCCGCGUUUUGACCAGUUCAUCAGAAGACAUAUUCGAAAAUAAAUAUUCAUCGUCUUCAAAAAAUAAUAAACAUUCUUCAGCCUUAAACGACGAUUGGUUCAGGACGAAUAAUAAAAUCGAUUUAGGUGAUAAGAAUGACAUUAAUUUCGAUACAAAUUCUAAAACAAAAUCAUGGCGAAAACAGAAUAAUAACUCUGACAAAGAAGGUACGCAAAUGAAUUCUUUUCGACUAGUAUGA